UUUUAAGUAGUAUAAAAGCGGCGACUUAGCACAAAUCAGCAUCCAGUUCAGUGUCUGGAACCGCACAGUUGCGCAUCGUGGUUUCGCUAACCAGUUCGUCGUUGAGUCGCAAUGAAGUUUUUUAUCUGUCUGUCGGCGCUUUUGUUGGUUUCGGCAAAUGCCGAAUCAGAGCAGAAGAAGUCCGCAGCCGAUAGUAAGGCCGCCGUCCCGCUCGAGAAGAAGCUGGACAAACGGGGCCUGCUGAGCCUCGGUUAUGGCUACGGCAUUAACGGGCUGGACGUAGGCUACAUCGGUGGUGGCCAUCUUGGCGGUGCGUACCAUGAGGCACAUGACCAUCACUACGGGCAUGGUGUGUAUCUCGGUGGCCACACGGAUGUGACCAAGACGGUAACGCUGGUGAAGGGUGUCCCGGUACCGUACACGGUUGAGAAGCACGUCCCGUACACCGUGGAGAAGCAUGUCCCCUAUCCAGUGAAGGUCCCGGUACCGCAGCCCUACGAAGUAGUCAAACACGUCCCAGUCCACGUCAAGGAAUACGUUAAGGUGCCCGUUCAUGUGCCGCAGCCCUACCCGGUUGAGAAGAAGGUGCCGUACCCGGUACAUGUUCCGGUCGAUCGUCCCUACCCCGUCAAGGUGUUCGUGCCCCAGCCCUACGAAGUGACCAAGCACGUCCCGUACCCAGUCAAGGUGCCAGUCCCGCAGCCCUACGAAGUUACCAAGCAUGUGCCAGUGCCAGUGAAGGUGGAAGUGCCCGUCCCAGUGCCGUACACCGUCGAGAAGAAGGUCCCGUACCCGGUGAAGGUCCCGGUCGACCGUCCCUAUCCCGUCCAUGUACCAGCUCCCUACCCCGUUGAGGUGGAGAAACCCGUGCCGUACACCGUCGAGAAGCCAGUCCCGUAUGAGGUGAAGGUCCCGGUCGAUCGUCCCUACCCCGUGCCGGUGGAGAAGCCCGUCCCGUACCCGGUCAAGGUGCCCGUCCCGAAGCCGUACUACGUCGAGAAGCACAUUCCGUACACGGUCGAGAAGCCCGUCCCGGUCCCAGUGAAGGUCCAUGUCCCAGCUCCGUACCCAGUUGAGAAGAAGGUCCCGUACCCGGUCAAGGUCCCAGUGCACGUUGAGAAGCCGUACCCAGUUGAGAAGAUCGUCCACUACCCAGUCCAUGUGCCAGUCGAUCGCCCAGUUCCGGUCCAUGUUGAGAAGCCAGUCCCGGUCCCGGUGGAGAAGCCAGUGCCGUAUGAGGUCAUCAAGAAGGUCCCGUACCCAGUGCAUGUCCCGUACGAUCGCCCCGUGCCAGUGCACGUUGAGAAGCCCGUCCCAGUCCCGGUGAAGGUCCCAGUCCCGCAGCCCUACCCGGUCGAGAAGCACAUCCCGGUCCCGGUCGAGAAGCACGUGCCCUACCCCGUGAAGGUUCCGGUCGAGCGUCCGGUCCCGGUUGAGAUCGAGAAGCACGUCCCCUAUGAGGUCGAGAAGCCAGUGCCGUACCCGGUCAAGGUUCCGGUCCACGUGCCGGUUCACCACGAGGAGGAGCACCAUCACCACCACGAGGAGGUCCACUCCGAGGGUCUGAGCGAACAUCACGACUUCGGUUCUCAUCACUAAGCGAAGAAGAGCUCCCAUCAUUUCAUUAUUUAUAUCGCAAAACUUGUGAUCUUAGUUGCUAGCAUACCUCCCCAACUCCAACAUCUCCCCCCAAGCAGCAUAAUCCGUCAUCUCGACUGCUCGACUGACAACUGACAACUAGCUCAAAGAUUCAUCUAGCACAACAGCAAGCCAACCAGCUCUGUAAAGUAAUGUCGAAAAACUGAUCAACCGAACGACCAUCUACGAACAUCUGCUGGAUGAGCCGGAGAGUGCGUGAUUGUGCGAUCGCUGUUCGCGUGGGAUGUACGACGCUGCUGGAGCAAGCCUCAACCUUUCGCUGCUUUGCUGGAGCGUUUCAGCACAGAUCGGGGUCAACUUGACGCCUUGGUUUGGCGGGAAACGUCCCGGUCACACUGAUUCAUCCGGUUGACCCGUCCAGCGAAAGAAGAAGCGAGCUUCAGCUGUUGUGCCCUUUCACACAGCGCGCAAAAUCACACAACUCUGGAUCGUUCUACCCUAUAACAAUGGCGGGAAGGAAAGGAAUUGGUGCUUUAGUCUGGUCCCAAGAGAGAGAGAGAGGAAAAAACCACUGCCCAUCACCGGAAAGCGACUGUUCAGCUCAAGUGUUUCACAUUAACAGAAAAACACACAACGUUCCUACCUCUGCUACAGGGGCAGACACAGUCAACUUCCGGAGACGGGCAACGAUUUUUUUUUGGUUUCAUUUUUGGACAGAGAAAGCCCAUCUGUCCCACUGGCAUUAGCCCGCCAAAUGCUCAUAGACGAAUGUGUUGUGCGGGAAUGCGGAGCAAACCAAACCUAGCAAUUCUCUGCAACUGCACCAUCCAUCCCACAUUCAGCAUUGUUUUCUUGUUAUAUAGAUUUUUAAAAAACCCGCGAACAACAGUAGCAAACUGAAAUACCAAAAUGCUUAGCUGCGCAACGAACAAACUAAAAAAAAUGGAAAGGAAGGCAAGGGAAGUGCCCGAAAGGAAAAGGCUAGGAAAGUUGGGCGACCGGUGCGCUGAUUAGUUCCUGGUUCCGAUUCACCACUCCACCCCUUUGCCGGGGCACUUCUCCCUUUUGGGGAAGCAGAACAAGAAGAAGAAGAAGACGAAGAUUGGUGUAAAUAUCGAAGUGCCGAACAUUUCAAGAUUUUUUGUUUUAUUCUAGCCACCGCCCCAACUCCAACGCAAACUCGUUCGAAGUAAAAAAGAAGAAGAAGUAGAAAAAAGAGAAGGAACGCCGCUUUAGCUACAGCAGCUGCGACGAAGCAACGAAGCAGUAAAAGUUAUAGAAAAACGCAUCCCAAAAUCAAACCACAGGAAACAGGCCAGCUCAAAUGUAUACUGAUCAUGGUUUUUCUUAGCUUUGCGCUCGUGCUCAUACGCAUUGAUUGUUGUUUAUGUUUUUUUUUUGUUUUUUAAAAAUGUUUUUCUUUGCUCUGUUUACGACGUAAAAAAGAAAGGAAAAAAUGAAAUAAAAAAAUGUGAUUAUAAAAAAACCCA
This is a messenger RNA of Anopheles coluzzii, 3089 nucleotides long. RefSeq lists its product as uncharacterized. Lineage: Eukaryota; Metazoa; Arthropoda; Insecta; Diptera; Culicidae. The record is from RefSeq and is a predicted model, not a curated record. The transcript has 4 exons. The coding region runs from base 112 to 1599 and encodes 495 amino acids.